Molecule: messenger RNA, 4480 nt
Organism: Nomascus leucogenys (northern white-cheeked gibbon)
Lineage: Eukaryota; Metazoa; Chordata; Mammalia; Primates; Hylobatidae
Gene: MMP21
Product: matrix metallopeptidase 21
Biological process (GO): collagen catabolic process; extracellular matrix organization; proteolysis
Cellular component (GO): extracellular matrix
Molecular function (GO): metalloendopeptidase activity; zinc ion binding
Source: RefSeq, a predicted model, not a curated record
AUUAUGGGUCUGAGCCACUGCACCUGGCCUCUCCGUAUUUCUAUGAUUCUCCAUAUUCCCAUGGAUGGCUGUGACCCAGUCAGUCUGUACUCUUGGGAGGAUGUCUGCUCAAAUAAAAGCCCAGUUCAGGGAAGGCUCUGUCUUCGGGAUCCCAGAGAAACUUGAGGCUUCUCCAUGAGCGGAAAGUAAGUGGGCUGAGGUGAUUCUAGUUUAUCCUCAUAUAAAAAUCUUUACCCACAGAAUGGGACACUGUGCAGUCAUUAACUAGAACGAUAAAUACUUACAUUCAGAAACAGAAAAGUGCCUGUAACGUUGUGCUGGCUUGUAAGGAAUACAGAAUAGAGUUCAUGUAAAAUGAGAGACACACACAAAUACUUCUCUAGGCACCUGAGCAUAUGUAUCUGCAAGAAUGUUCACUGAAAUGUCACCACCGGAAUCACAGAAUGUCUUCUUCAUUCUCAGUACUUUUACAAUUUAUACUAUCUGCUCAGAAGAUCUCCUUUAUAUAAAGAUAAACAAAAAGAAGAAAAGCCACACAAAAAAUGUCUGAGAAACAAACUAAAAAUCUCCAAACCCCAGCUCACCAAGAAAAAAAGUGACCCAAACUGUUAGCAAACUAACGGUCGGGUUUUUAAACUCAGGCUCGGCUCUGCGGGGCACGUUGUUAGGAGCGCAGUCUCGUGCCUCUGUUAAUUCCACAGCUCAUUUAGUGGCAAACUUGCCCACAGUAUAUCUCCAUAGAAAUGGAACCCACAGGCACUGGCAACUGGAGGGUGUAAUUAUCCGAGGACAUGGCAAACUCUGGAGGCUGAAAGGAGUUCUCACACCAACAAGAAAGGUGAGCCUGGGGUCUUCAAAGGCAGCACGCCCAGGGCCUGCCACGUGGCCUCCUAGUGGGCACACUUCAGGGCUGGGUGAGAAAUGCUUGGAAACCUGGGUGCUCCCUCCUGGGUAGCUUAUAAAAGCCACCUUAGGUGCUGCUGCUUAAGGAGAGGUGACGGGGACGGGGACGAAGCCAGGCAGGGAGGGCAAGGGUUCAGACCAGGCCAAUGCUCGCCGCCUCCAUCUUCCGUCCGACACUGCUGCUCUGCUGGCUGGCUGCUCCCUGGCCCACCCAGCCUGAGAGCCUCUUCCACAGCCGGGACCGCUCGGACCUGGAGCCAUCCCCACUGCGCCAGGCCAAGCCCAUUGCCGACCUCCACGCUGCGCAGCGGUUCCUGUCCAGAUACGGCUGGUCGGGGGUGCGGGCGGCCUGGGGGCCCAGUCCCGAGGGGCCGCCGGAGACCCCCAAAGGCGCCGCCCUGGCCGAGGCGGUGCGAAGGUUCCAGCGGGCGAACGCGCUGCCGGCCAGCGGGGAGCUGGACGCGGCCACCUUGGCGACCAUGAACCAGCCGCGCUGCGGGGUCCCCGACUCGCGCCCACCGCCCCCCGCCGCUCUGCCUUCGCUCCCGGGCCUGCCCCCCAGAGCCCGCUCCAGGCGCUCCCCGCGGGCGCCGCUGUCCCUGUCCCGGCGGGGUUGGCAGCCCCGGGGCUCCCCUGACGGCGGAGCCGCCCAGGCCUUCUCCAAGAGGACGCUGAGCUGGCGGCUGCUGGGAGAGGCCCUGAGCAGCCAACUGUCCGCGGCCGAGCAGCGGCGCAUCGUGGCGCUGGCCUUCAGGAUGUGGAGCGAGGUGACGCCGCUGGACUUCCGCGAGGACCUGGCCGCCCCCGGGGCCGCGGUCGACAUCAAGCUGGGUUUUGGGAGAGGCCGGCACCUGGGCUGUCCGCGGGCCUUCGAUGGGAGCGGGCAGGAGUUUGCACACGCCUGGCGCCUAGGUGACAUUCACUUUGACGACGAUGAGCACUUCACGCCUCCCACCAGUGACAUGGGCAUCAGUCUUCUCAAGGUGGCUGUCCAUGAAAUUGGCCAUGUCCUGGGCUUACCUCACACCUACAGGACGGGAUCCAUAAUGCAACCAAAUUACAUUCCCCAGGAGCCUGCCUUUGAGUUGGACUGGUCAGACAGGAAAGCGAUUCAAAAGCUGUAUGGCUCCUGUGAGGGAUCAUUUGAUACUGCAUUUGACUGGAUUCGCAAAGAGAGAAACCAAUAUGGAGAGGUGAUGGUGAGAUUUAGCACGUAUUUCUUCCGCAACAGCUGGUACUGGCUUUAUGAAAAUCGCAACAAUAGGACACGCUAUGGGGACCCUAUCCAAAUCCUCACUGGCUGGCCUGGAAUCCCAACACACAACAUAGAUGCCUUUGUUCACAUCUGGACAUGGAAAAGAGAUGAACGUUAUUUUUUUCAAGGAAAUCAAUACUGGAGAUAUGACAGUGACAAGGAUCAGGCCCUCACAGAGGAUGAACAAGGAAAAAGCUAUCCCAAAUUGAUUUCAGAAGGAUUUCCUGGCAUCCCAAGUCCCCUAGACACGGCAUUUUAUGACCGAAGACAGAAGUUAAUUUACUUCUUCAAGGAGUCCCUUGUAUUUGCAUUUGAUGUCAACAGAAAUCGAGUACUUAAUUCUUAUCCAAAGAAGAUUACUGAAGUUUUUCCAGCAAUAAUACCACAAAACCAUCCUUUUAGAAAUAUAGAUUCCGCUUAUUACUCCUAUGCAUACAACUCCAUUUUCUUUUUCAAAGGCAAUGCAUACUGGAAGGUAGUUAAUGACAAGGACAAACAACAGAAUUCCUGGCUUCCUGCUAAUGGCUUAUUUCCAAAAAAGUUUAUUUCAGAGAAGUGGUUUGAUGUUUGUGAUGUCCAUAUCUCCACACUGAACAUGUAAUAAGAAAAAGUAGGAAAUGGAGAGUCAUAGGACUUCACUAAGAGAAAAAUUCUGAUAUUGUUUACAAAGAAAACCAGAUUUUCAGUAGCUGAAGAAAAUAUGGCACUGUAAGUUAAAACCCAAUGGGAAAAGUCUUAGUUGAACUUUUAAAAUACUUGAUUUAAAAACAAUUGCUCAGGGAAAACAUAAUUCAUAACCUAAAAGGUUUAAAAAAACAAAAAAACAAAAACUAAGCAUCCAAUGAUCUUUGCCUGCUUUCUACUCUGUGGGGCUCCGCCCAUCCCAACUGCGUGCCCAUCUAAUUGAUGGGAGUUGGAAGGGCGGCCAGAGCCCUGGGUCAAGCUAUCAAGGAAGGAGAUGCCACAGAGAUGAUUUUACUGAGGGAUUUAAUGGGAAAGUCACGGGAUUCAAAUAAAUUGCCCUCCACAGUCCCUGUCAGAAUGACAUUUCUCUAAAGACAGUGUACAAAAGGUUUUCAUGUGUAUUUCUCUCUUGAUCUUCACAACUCUGUCAGCGUGGCAGGAUGGAUACUACUGUACACAUUUCCAGUCAUAUUAGCCAAAAUUCAUCUGUUUGUAUCCUGCCAAAAGUCAAACCCAGUGGUAGCUCUGGGUCCUCAUCUCCAAAUCCCAGCCCAGGGCCCUCUGCACUUCCUCUGUGUCACUGUGGUGGUCUCGGGCCCUGCAGUGAGUUGCACCCUCUUGUUUGAACACACAGGCCUGCAACCCAAAUGGCCCUGAACAGAACAGCUUUGCUGGUUCACUGUAAUUCAUUUAGUGUUCUCUCCUACCACUUUAUAUGACAGUUUACUUAGGUUCUAAAGACCAGACUACCAAAAGGAGACUCUUGAAGCUAGUUGGAUAAUUUUAUUUCUCCAAUAUCAGUUAUAUCUAGGAUAGGCAUUAUAUCCCUUUAACUCUUACAUAAUAUGGCUAUUAACUCUUAACCCAAACAAAAACCCAAUGUCAUUUGUAAUGAUGUGAACAAAAUCCGAAAUUAACUGAAAUGGAUUCAGUAGCCUCAAUGAUCAGGCCACAAAUACCAAAUUUCUUCUUCUAAAGGAAUAGCUAAAACACAGGUACUUCAGGAAAUUUUAAGUUAAAAACAGCAAAUUACAAAUGUAUUUUAUAAGGAUCUUUAUUCCCCCCUGUAGGAACUUUCAUGUUAUUGCUUUGACAAAGGAAGAUAACUAGAAUUUAUUCUUACUUGCUUAAGAACAAAUUUUCCUCUUGACUGAAAGGUUGUUUCAGCCAAGGAGAGGGGCUGGGAGGAAAGAUAAGCAUCUCUCUUAUCCCUAAUCCCAGCUCAUUGCUACCUAAGUAGGAACAUCCUUUUGAAUUCAUUAACCCAAAAGAUGGUAUAUAAUCUUUGAUUAUAAUCAACAGAAGUCUCUAGGUUUAUCUAGCAGGGCAAAGACAGUUUUAUGAUGUGUGUACACUUGCUACAAGGGGAAACCGAAUGACAGUGGUCCUGAAAUGAAACAUUGCUGAAUUCGUACAACUGCUUUACAAUUUAGGCAAAACUUUAAAUGUUCCAGUGAUUAGUUUUUGCAAACCGAUACAAAUCUGUUCCAAGGAAAAUGCAAACUAAGUAAACAACAGCUAAGUGGACAAAUGGCAAGAGAGAAUUUUGCUAAGCUAUGAUGGAUGUUAACUCACUGUCAGUGGGCUGGGUGUGGUGGCUCACGCCUAUAAUCCCAGCACUUUGGGAGGCCGAGGCAG